UAUCUCUCCAAGAAGAAGAAGGAAAAGAUUCGCAUCUGCUCUUCUUCCUACAACUGGCUCAUUGAUGACGAUGUCGACACCACAGCUAGCAACAACAAUGAUAACACCUACGACAGAAUUGUUGUGUAUGGAGAGACCAUGAUGAACGCCAUCGUCCCCAACUCGGCCAAGUCCUUCAACUUCCAGCAGGAGUUUAAGCUGACUGAUGAGGAGACCCUGGACAUCAGUGACCAUUACCCUGUGGAGGUGGAGCUGAAGACCAAAGAUGCGUCUGGGGAAGGACAAUCUAAGAAAAAAGGACAACAGGAGCAAAAAAGAAAGCAAGGACAAGCAUCCAACGUGCCAACCAAGAGAGGACGUCGGGCUGUUUAGUGUUAAACUUUAACAAUCUUGCUAUUAAUUUUUAAAAUUUGUGUUACUCCAGUUAAUUUUUAAACUCAGUUUUUCUUCAGAUUUAACAGAAAACCACAUCAGGUGGUUCAACGUGAUUAAAAAAACCCUUGUCUGCUUUACUGAAUUUACUGUGGAAAUGAGUGUAAAGAUAUUAGUACUACAUGGAAAUUAGGCUAGUCUAUGUAAGAAAUAAUUGUUGUUUUAUUACAUGUUUUCCGGACACCUUCCAUGGUAAACAUGAACUUAUUUUGGUUUCUCUUGGUCACUGUAUAGACAGCAUACCCCACAGGGUCUACCUUGGGCUGUUUUGCUAUUUAGAGUGGGGACGUAUGUAUAAAUAUUUUACUUCUGAGCUAAGGUCAUUAGCAGGAAAUAAAAUGUAUUAACAUUUUUAAUAAUGGAAAUGACCAUAAAUUGUUGAAGAGCAUGCUGAUAAGUGAAUAAAUGUUUUGUUUGGGAAAAUAUUUGCAGAUUCAUUUCAGCUGUUAAAUUGAGAAUCUGCCUAAAUAACCAGGAAUGGAGGGAUUGAAACAUAUUUUGUUCCACCAGUUGAAUAAUAAUGGACUGGGUUUUUCAUAUUUGAUGCAAUUAAAUGACUGUUUGCAUUAAAACAA
This is a messenger RNA of Neolamprologus brichardi, 1007 nucleotides long. The record is from RefSeq and is a predicted model, not a curated record. NCBI's taxonomy places the organism in Eukaryota, Metazoa, Chordata, Actinopteri, Cichliformes, Cichlidae.